CUCUAUGACCUGAUGGAUGCGAUACUCGACAUCACUAGCGAGUGAGGAUGCUACUGUUUCGGAUAAGUUGGCGAUGCCUAGCGACUCGGCAACGUCCUGCAAAUGUCGGCUUCAUUUCGUCGUAUAAACUGACACUAUCGUAAUGCAUACUCUGACCGAGUCUGACUUGUAUAUCCCCGUUUGAUGUGUUUGAGCAGCUUUCGCUUUCGGUUUACUCAUCGUGAUGUUGAAUCUUAUGCCGCUCCUCCAGGACCGAACAUUGUUGAGUCACGUGCACCUCAAGCCUUCUAUGUCACCCGCUCAGCUUUUGUGCACACACCCGCCAAGAGUCUGUAUAAUAUAGAUGUGCAUAUGACGUUCUAUCACUACUUGUAUUAGCUUCCCCUCACUUGCAACAACUGCUCCGCUGUGUUACGUGCACCUCGAGUCUGCAUAACCCAUUUUCUCAGCACUCGACCAAAAUCAGCGAUGCCAGAAAACCAAUGCAACGUUAACAGCCCUUUGACCUUUAGUUAUAAAGAGGUCGACGGGAUCCGUGUCCUGCUCGACGUCUAUCUUCCACCAGACGAUGUCGACCAACAAUUUUCCCAACAGGUGAUUCAGUAUCGUCCAGCAGUCGUCUACUUCCACGGAGGGGGUCUCACCGUAGGAAAUAAACGGAGCUGGUUCCCUACUUGGCUGAAAAGCCGGUUGCUCGCACGCGGUAUCAUAUUCAUCAGUGCAGAUCAUCGUCUUAUUCCUCCAGGGACUGGAUACGAUGUGCUCGCUGAUGUGAAGGACGCCAUCGCUUUUGUCGCGGGAGAUUUAAAUGUUCAGCUCGAUCAGGAGCUGGCUGAUCUUGGCUCUGGUUCACGUUUCCGCAUCGAUCCCACGUCGAUCGGUGUGGCUGGAACUAGUGCGGGCGGGUUCUGUGCGUAUCUAUGCGCUAUUUAUGCAGUCCCGAAACCGAAGGUAGUUCUCAGUUUAUAUGGUAUGGGAGGUGAUUUUCUGACAGACCAAUAUCUCACUCCAAAGACGCAAUCUUUCCUCCGGGGGAGAGAAAUGCUAGAUCCCGCACAGUUCUCUGAAUAUAUACAUCCGUUCAACCAUCUCCAAAGCACUUCAGACUCACCACUCGUAUACCAUCCACAGUCAUAUCACAUCCCGGGAUAUCCUGCGAACCCGCGAAUGCUAAUCUCACGCUUAUACCUGCAACUCGGGGUCGCCUUGGAUUAUAUUACAGGCCAGCAUGAACCAAGUCUUAGUGUUGCAUUACGCAAGGCUAUCCAUACUGAGGAUCCCUUCGACGAGGCACUCAUUUCUGAUCACAAGAUUAUCUUCCCUCAGUUCAACGUCACAUCGGAUUGGCCGGCAACAUAUCUCAUCCAUGGAACCAACGACACUGCUGUUCUCCUGCGGGAGUCUCGUAAUUUACAUUCCUUGCUCUUGAAAGCUGGCGUAGAAGUCGUAUUGGAAGAACUACCAGGUCGAGAACAUUCGUUCGAUUAUCAACCAGGCGCAAAGCUAGAAAAUGAAAGAUCAUUCGAUGAUAUCGUUCAGUUUCUUUAUCUCCACCUAACUUAGAAGCAGUACCUAAUUUGAUGGAUGAUUCAGACCGACUGACUAGUGCUGACUGUUGGUCUUGGCGGUUAGAUAGAUAACGGACACGACACAGUACCAAGUACACCAUUUGAAAGGUUUCCUCAAAUGUGCUCGCUAAAUUUAUCCGGACGCAUGGUACACAAUACCAGGACUCAUCUGCGUGAUCAAGAUAUUUCAAGUAUUGAUACGAAGGCUAGCUGUAGCAAGUUGCAACAUCGAA
Messenger RNA from Suillus plorans, 1801 nucleotides. RefSeq names its product Alpha/Beta hydrolase protein. The record is from RefSeq and is a predicted model, not a curated record. NCBI's taxonomy places the organism in Eukaryota, Fungi, Basidiomycota, Agaricomycetes, Boletales, Suillaceae. The transcript has 3 exons. The coding region runs from base 469 to 1563 and encodes 364 amino acids.